AUGCUUCCUCGCACCAUCACACGCGCUCUCCCGCGCUCUGCGUUCGCUCGCACUCCUGCCUCCAGACUCCCUUCCACAUUCCGCCGAUGGAACUCUACGGAAGGUGGUGAGGAGAAGGUCAAGGGCCAGGUCAUCGGUAUUGAUCUUGGUACCACCAACUCUGCUGUCGCUGUUAUGGAGGGAAAGACCCCUAAGAUCAUUGAGAACGCCGAAGGUGCUCGCACUACUCCCUCCGUUGUCGGCUUCGCCCAGGAUGGCGAGCGUCUCGUCGGUAUUGCCGCCAAGCGUCAGGCCGUUGUCAACCCUGAGAACACUCUCUUCGCUACCAAGCGUCUGAUUGGUCGCAAGUACACCGACGCUGAGGUCCAGCGUGACAUUAAGGAGGUUCCCUACAAGAUCGUCCAGCACACCAACGGUGACGCCUGGGUUGAGGCCCGUGGCCAGAAGUACUCUCCUUCCCAGGUUGGUGGCUUCGUCCUCAACAAGAUGAAGGAGACCGCCGAGGCCUACCUCAGCAAGCCCGUUAAGAACGCCGUCGUUACUGUCCCUGCCUACUUCAACGACUCCCAGCGUCAGGCCACUAAGGAUGCUGGUCAGAUUGCCGGCCUGAAUGUCCUCCGUGUCGUCAACGAGCCCACUGCUGCUGCCCUUGCCUACGGUAUGGAGAAGGAGGCCGACCGUGUUGUCGCCGUCUACGAUCUUGGUGGUGGUACCUUCGAUAUCUCCGUUCUCGAGAUCCAGAAGGGUGUCUUCGAGGUCAAGUCCACCAACGGUGACACUCACCUUGGUGGUGAGGACUUCGAUAUCCACCUCGUCCGUCACAUCGUCAACGAGUUCAAGAAGGAGUCUGGUGUCGAUCUGUCCGGUGACCGCAUGGCCAUUCAGCGUGUCCGUGAGGCCGCCGAGAAGGCCAAGAUUGAGCUGUCCUCUUCCCUCCAGACCGAGAUCAGCUUGCCUUUCAUCUCUGCUGGUCCCCAGGGUGCCAUGCACGUUGCCACCAAGCUGACCCGCUCUCAGCUUGAGGCUCUCGUCGACCCCCUCAUUGCCCGCACCACCGAGCCCGUCCGCAAGGCCCUCAAGGAUGCCAACCUCCAGUCCGGCGACAUCCAGGAUAUCAUCCUUGUCGGUGGUAUGACCCGUAUGCCCAAGGUCACCGAGUCCGUCAAGUCCAUCUUCGGCCGUGAGCCCUCCAAGUCCGUCAACCCCGAUGAGGCUGUCGCCAUUGGUGCCGCUAUCCAGGGUGCUGUCCUUGCUGGUGAGGUCACUGAUGUUCUCCUGCUCGAUGUCACUCCUCUUUCCCUCGGUAUCGAGACCCUCGGCGGUGUCUUCACCCGCCUGAUCAACCGCAACACCACCAUCCCUACCAAGAAGUCCCAGACUUUCUCCACCGCUGCUGAUAUGCAGACCGCUGUCGAGAUCAAGGUCUACCAGGGUGAGCGUGAGCUUGUCCGUGACAACAAGAUGCUCGGCAACUUCCAGCUCGUCGGCAUCCCCCCUGCCCACCGUGGUGUUCCCCAGAUCGAGGUCACCUUCGACAUUGACGCUGACUCCAUUGUUCACGUCAACGCCAAGGACAAGUCUACCAACAAGGAUCAGUCCAUCACCAUUGCCUCCGGCUCCGGUCUCUCCGAUGCCGAGAUUCAAUCCAUGGUUGAGGACUCCGAGAAGUACGCUGAGGCUGAUAAGGAGCGCAAGGCUGCCAUUGAGGCCGCCAACCGCGCCGACAGCGUCCUGAACGAUACCGAGAAGGCCCUUAAGGACUUCGAGGACCGUCUCGACAAGACCGAGGCUGAGACCAUCAAGGAGAAGAUCGCCACUCUCCGUGAGUUCGUCGUCAAGAGCCAGUCUGGCGAGGCCACUACCACUGCUGAGGAGCUCAAGGAGAAGGUCGAUGAGCUCCAGACCGCCAGCUUGACCCUCUUCGACAAGAUGCACAAGGCCAACAACGAGCAGCAGCAACAGCAGCAGCAGGGUGGUGAGCAGCAGGGUGAGAACAAGCAGUAA
Molecule: messenger RNA, 2004 nt
Organism: Penicillium soppii
Lineage: Eukaryota; Fungi; Ascomycota; Eurotiomycetes; Eurotiales; Aspergillaceae
Product: Hsp70 family protein
Exons: 4
Coding region: 1-2004 (667 amino acids)
Biological process (GO): protein refolding; cellular response to unfolded protein
Cellular component (GO): cytoplasm; mitochondrion
Molecular function (GO): ATP hydrolysis activity; heat shock protein binding; ATP binding
Source: RefSeq, a predicted model, not a curated record